Molecule: messenger RNA, 2055 nt
Organism: Linnemannia hyalina
Lineage: Eukaryota; Fungi; Mortierellomycota; Mortierellomycetes; Mortierellales; Mortierellaceae
Source: the annotation of a GenBank genome assembly
AUGGGGCAUGAUACGGCGGCUGACCCGUUCUUUGACGACCCUUUCAACGACCCCUUCAACUCACACAACGAAAAUAUCUGGGAUACCCCUGUUAGAGGAGGAGAUGAAAAACUCGACGACACUCACACUACUGAUAGCGGCGACAACACGGCUGUUAAUUUGGAGAGUCUUCUUGAUGGAUCACAGGCAGAGAGGGCUUUGAAAUCAAUGGACAACAUGGACCUAAUGGCUUUAAAACCUUCAUCAGAGUCCCUCAGACGACUCACUCUCUCCCCAAGGAAACCCAAACGAGCCUUUGAUCUCGGAAACGGAUCGCCCGGGUCGAAACCAAUGCUGACGUUUUCGGAGAAACUUGCGACUGAGAUGGGGAAGACGGUACCGGGUGAUAGAUAUAACUUUGGAGGCAACAGCAGCAGUAGCCCGCUCAAGCCAAAGAAGCCUCGGUUUGGGACCAAGGAGGAGAGCACUGUUGUUGAGGAGGAUAUCAUUGUGGGCGGAUCGGAUUCGGAAUCGGACGCUGACUGGGAUGACAAGGAUGUGUUUGUGUCGGCGCAAUCAACACCGCAGAGAAUGCCAGAAGAGAAUAAUGAGCCACCGAUACCAAAGGAUGUUGUUCUUUCAGACGACGACUUUCCUCCUCGCGGCAAAUUUGUCAGCAAGGCGCCUGUUGAACUGGUUGAAUCGGACUCAGAUCUGGACGACGAGCUUUUCUCUGGAAUGAACUCUGCACCAGCCAACCCGACACCACCUUCAACAACGCCACCCGUGGGCGCUUCCGGCGACGACGUGUUUGGUUCCGACAUUGAGCUCUCUGACGGUGAUGAUGCGGAUACGGAUGCAACAGGGACUAGUGCAGGAACGAGGAGGAGUACGCGAGCUAGAGCAAGGACUGCGGCAAGCAACGGACCUGCAUCAAUGUCGAGGAACGGGCGAGCACGUCGAAAUUCUAGUCCGGAUCCGCUUCUGGAUUUCGACGAGCCGAUCCGACCCUACAAACCUAGGAAACCGGCCAAGAAGACGCUCUUUUCACUCGACUCUUUACUCAAGGAGAAGGAGCGGAAAGACCGUAUUGGCUACGAUCUGCAGGCCAUCAAGAGCCAGGUCUCCCUGGACGGCAAGCUGUUGGAAGAUUUUGGCGAAUUCGAAGAAAUGACAUUUUCUCCACAGUCAAUUCCAAAGGGAGUUUUGACAGAGCAAGACGAAGAGAAUCUUAAAGUAAUUAUCAAGAAUACCCAAGCCGAGAUUGUCGAGGAUAUUGCCGAGUUUUUCAUCCGCUGGCCCCAGACAUUGGUAGUGGACCCAUUAGAGAUGCACUUGACGGACGCUGACAGCGUGGAUCAUAUUGUUCAGAGGGUUAUCAAGCACACGCGGACAGAGGAAUUCCUUGAUGAAGACUGGCAGGUCACUCCGGUCACCAGCGAAACCAAAAAUGAGCGGACCAUUGAACCCGAUACGCCCAAGUUCCCGAGACAAAACUUGAGGGCAGUAAUCAAGUUGGUCAACCUGACCGCGACUCUUGACCCGCAGUUCUACGAUCUUGCGGAGAUCCGGAAAAUUAUUAGCAUACUUCUUAGAAUGACGACUGACCCCAUUAUUGGCGACAUCAAAUCCUUGCUUGGUGCUACGUUGGCAGCUUUGCUGGACGCGAUCCCUGCUCAUUCCUGGGAUGCCGAGCGCAAUCGAAUUUGCCAAGAGACUCUGAAGUCGUUAGGAACAUCCUCAGCCUUCUUGCUUCUGACGCUUCACCAACUGCCCGCACUCUCAGAUAGGAUAGCACUUAUUCGCAGAAGUAUAGCAUUGGCCUACUUGAACCAACCCCCUAUCCCUCCAGGCGAGGUAGCACCCGAUCUUAACGAGCUUCACCGCGCGCUUUUUGUAGACCAAUUGCUUCAGGCGGACCGCAAGGCGGACUUUAAGGCUGUGGGUCGGCGGUUCCAGAUCUAUGGAUACUGUUUGGAUGAUGAAGAGAUCCUUGCUGGGUAUGGUUAUAAACAGCUGGAGCCCCUUUCUAGAAAGCUGAUUAUAACCCAUGGGCGCAUUUAUGUGGAUGUGUAA